AUGGCUGGUGGAAUUCCGAUAUGUGUCCAAUGCGGCACCACCAGUAACCCUUGCCGGUGUAAGGUGGUCGGUCCAACUGUUGGGUUCUUGGCGUUUGCUGCGGCGGCGGUCGUGGAAUGGCCAUUGGGGGCGUUUGUUUAUCUCUUUAAACGCAUGAAAGGCCGCAGGAUCAUGGCACAUCCCGCCGCUGUUGUUUACCCCCGACACGACCCAAGUCAAUGGUCAAGUCAGUAUGAACUUGUGUUAAACGGCAGAGCCCACAUGGCAGUUCACCCAAUCAAGGAAUGA
This is a messenger RNA of Dovyalis caffra, 288 nucleotides long. The record is from the annotation of a GenBank genome assembly. Lineage: Eukaryota; Viridiplantae; Streptophyta; Magnoliopsida; Malpighiales; Salicaceae.